ACAGUUUCAAUAUGUCAAAAUGUGUUUAUUAUCAUGGAUCUUUGAAAUGAGUAGGAAAUUUAAGUAAACAUCAAUUUUAGAAGUAGGAAAUAUUUUUAUUUUAAAGUAAAUUUGAUAAUUUUGUGGCUCUAGCUUAUAAGCUGUCAAGGUACACUUGAAUUAAAUCAAAAUGAUGAACCAAUGGACUAGAAUAUUGACCACCCAAUCUUAUUAUUCGAGGCGGUUUUUCUCAAAAACCCUGAACUAUUACAAAUCAUUUGUAAUAAAAGAUCAUUAUGAUUUUGAUCGUAAGGUAAUAAACAGUGACAACCCAGUUAUAGUUAAUUUUCAUGCGGAAUGGUGUGACCCUUGUAAGAUACUCACUCCAAAAAUGACAGAGCUCCUUGAAAAUUCCGAUGAAAUCGAUCUGGCAGUAAUAGAUGUAGAAUCAAACACGGAUCUGGUUGAAACUUUUGAGGUAAAGGCUGUUCCUGCGGUGUUGGCUUUUCGUAACGGAGUAGUCGUGGACAAGUUUAUUGGUCUAGUUGACGCGAAUAUUAUAGAGACACUUAUACAAAAACUUAAACCAACAAAAAAAGAAAAAUGAUCUUAAAAUAUUGUAUCUAAAUGCUGUGUAAAAAUAUUGUAAUUAUAGUUCCCAAACACUUUGUCCAAUUAAAAAAAAACUAACAAAUUGUAAUACCUUCAUCUACUAACCCGAAUAUCAACUCCGAAUCACUAGGUUCGGUGAAGAAAUAUAAUUUAAAUUUAAUUUGAAAGAAAUAACUAAAAA
Molecule: messenger RNA, 772 nt
Organism: Episyrphus balteatus (marmalade hoverfly)
Lineage: Eukaryota; Metazoa; Arthropoda; Insecta; Diptera; Syrphidae
Product: thioredoxin, mitochondrial
Exons: 3
Coding region: 170-586 (138 amino acids)
Cellular component (GO): cytoplasm
Molecular function (GO): oxidoreductase activity, acting on a sulfur group of donors, disulfide as acceptor
Source: RefSeq, a predicted model, not a curated record